AUGCCAACCAUUGUCAGGCGAGACAAAAGCAGACAAACAGCAGUAGAACAGGUAACCAGCAUAACCGGAGUCUUUAAACCACACAGUGGAUGCUCCAAACCUAGAACUGUUCUGAUUGAGGGAGAACCUGGAAUGGGUAAGACUACCUAUUGUCAAAAGGUAGUGUAUGACUGGGCCAAUGGUCAAGAAACAGAUGCUUCUUUCCUAAAAAUUAAACUGGUCCUCCUGCUCAAAUGCCAUGACAUGUCAGGCAACAUCUGGGAAGCCAUUGAUGAUCAGCUGCUUCCUAAAGAUAUUGAAGAGGAAGAAAGAGAGAACUUCUUCAAGUACAUUCGUGCCAAUCAGUCUCAAGUUCUCUUGGUACUUGACGGAUUAGAUGAAGCACCUUCCAAUCUUAUGAAGAUAUUUUCUGACCUUGUUGAGAGCAGAGAGCUAUCAAAGUCUCACAUCAUUCUUACAUCAAGGGAAGAGGGUAGUGUUAAGAUAAGAAAGUAUUGUGACACCUUACUUCAAAUACAAGGAUUUGCGUCAGAGAAUUCUCACAAUUACAUCAAGCACUACUUCAAAGACUUGGAGGCACAGGGACAAAAACUUUUGAAGGACAUUGAACAAAAUAUUGAACUCGGAGAACUGAUUGUCAAUCCUUUAUUCACAGCAAUGCUCUGCCUUUUUAUGAAGAUUUAG
Messenger RNA from Pocillopora meandrina, 684 nucleotides. The record is from the annotation of a GenBank genome assembly. NCBI's taxonomy places the organism in Eukaryota, Metazoa, Cnidaria, Anthozoa, Scleractinia, Pocilloporidae.